Messenger RNA from Dioscorea cayenensis subsp. rotundata (Guinea yam), 1008 nucleotides. RefSeq names its product xyloglucan endotransglucosylase/hydrolase protein 22-like. Gene Ontology annotation, cellular component: apoplast; cell wall. Bases 2 to 892 code for a protein of 296 amino acids. The record is from RefSeq and is a predicted model, not a curated record. The transcript is spliced from 3 exons. Lineage: Eukaryota; Viridiplantae; Streptophyta; Magnoliopsida; Dioscoreales; Dioscoreaceae. Gene Ontology annotation, molecular function: xyloglucan:xyloglucosyl transferase activity; hydrolase activity, hydrolyzing O-glycosyl compounds. Gene Ontology annotation, biological process: cell wall biogenesis; xyloglucan metabolic process.
GAUGACUUCCACCACUUCUCCAUUAGUCUUAGUUUUCUUAAUCUCUUUAACAUUUUCAUCUUUAGUGAGCUUCGCCAUUGGUGACAACAUGGACAGAGAUCUGGAAAUUAGUUGGGGAGAUGGCCGUGGCAAGUUCCUCAACAAUGCCAACCUCCUCUCGCUCUCCCUUGACAUGUACUCCGGUUCUGGCUUCCAGUCAAAGAACCAAUACCUCUUCGGCCGGAUCGAUAUGCAGAUCAAGCUCGUCCCUGGAAACUCUGCUGGCACCGUCACCACCUUCUUCUUAUCUUCACAAGGGCCUGCACAUGAUGAGAUAGAUUUUGAGUUUCUUGGCAAUCUCAGUGGGAAUCCUUACACUCUUCAUACCAAUGUGUUUGCUCAAGGCAAGGGUGACAAAGAGCAGCAGUUUCAUCUUUGGUUUGACCCCACCAAGGACUUCCACACCUACUCCAUUGUUUGGAACCCCAAACAUAUCAUAUUCAUGGUUGAUAACAUACCAAUAAGAGAUUUCAAGAACAUGGAGGAGAGAGGAGUUGGAUUCCCUAAAGAUCAACCCAUGAGGAUGUACUCCAGCCUCUGGAAUGCUGAUGAUUGGGCAACAAUGGGAGGACGAGUCAAGACUAAUUGGACUCAGGCACCCUUCACUGCGUACUACCAGAACUAUAGGGCCAAUGCUUGUGUCAUCUCUCCGGGGAGCUCCGGUUGCCCCGGCAAUAGAUUGAAAACAGCUUCCGUAUUAGACAAUGCAUGGAUAAAUCAAGAAGUGGACUCAGUGAGUUACAGGAGGAUGAGGUGGGUGCAAAGGAAAUACAUGAUCUAUGACUACUGUGCUGAUAUCAAGAGGUUCCCACAGGGCCUUCCUGCAGAAUGUCCAACUCGUCGUCCUCGCUAAAUUAAACAUUGGGCUAUUCAUUUCAUGUUGGUCAUAUUGAAUUUGAUUCUUUGGUUCGUUGGUUCAUUUAUUGUGAUUCUUUGUAUAGUAUAUUGAGAAAAUCUUCCAACAAUAAA